This is a messenger RNA of Nematostella vectensis (starlet sea anemone), 2704 nucleotides long. RefSeq names its product choline/ethanolamine kinase. Gene Ontology annotation, cellular component: cytoplasm. The coding region runs from base 1 to 1128 and encodes 375 amino acids. The transcript is spliced from 9 exons. Gene Ontology annotation, biological process: phosphatidylethanolamine biosynthetic process; CDP-choline pathway. Gene Ontology annotation, molecular function: ethanolamine kinase activity; choline kinase activity. The record is from RefSeq and is a predicted model, not a curated record. NCBI's taxonomy places the organism in Eukaryota, Metazoa, Cnidaria, Anthozoa, Actiniaria, Edwardsiidae.
AUGGCGGCUAGUCCUUCUUCUUCUAAAAGUAAAGUCUUUUCUUUGGAAGAACGUAAGAUCCAGGCCCAUAAACUUUGUGGUGAAUAUCUUGGAGGAAGCUGGAGUGAAGUGUCUCUGAAUGAAUUUGGUUUUAAAGUGCUCACUGGUGGCCUCUCCAAUGAGAUUUUCAUCUGUAACCUUCCAGAACACUUCGCUGAGAAUAAACAAGAAGUUCGCAAAGUUCUGUUUAGAAUAUAUGGAAGAUUGGUUGGAAAACUAAUAAGUAACAUCCAUUCUUUAGUAGCAGAGAAUGUUGUGUUUGCUCUCCUUGCUGAGAAAAAGAUUGCACCUAAACUUUAUGCUAUUUUUCCCGAAGGACGGCUUGAAGAAUUUUUACAAGCAAAAUCUUUAACUGUAGCUGAGAUAAGAUCUGCAGAAAAUUCUGUUAAGAUUGCAAGAAAGUUGAGGGAAUUUCAUGGUCUGAGUUUACCACUGGGGAAAAAUCCUAAGUGGUUUUGGGAAAGAUGUGAAAGCCUUAUGAGAGAUGCUGAAAUAUUUUCAAAUGAAAAUAGUGAGGAUGCUUUGAGGCUGAAGAAAUUCUUUAAAACCUUUGAUGCAGAUAAUGAGUACAAGAUUAUGAGAAAUAUAGCAGAGUCUAAAGCAGGACCCAUCCUCUUUUGCCACCAAGACAUCCAGGAAGGUAAUAUUCUGUCUGUGCCAAGAGACGUGGAUAAUGAGGGACAGCAGCAGUAUGACUUGCUAUUUAUUGACUAUGAGUACUGUGGGUACAACUACAGAGGCUUUGAUCUCGCUAACCAUUUUAAUGAAUGGAUGUGGGACUACAAACACGAAGAGGCGCCCUACUACUUGUAUAAUCCCGAGCUAUUUCCCUCUUUAGAACAGCAGUUGCUAUUCAUAAGAACGUAUCUAGGAGAGCAGACGAAUUGCCACAGCCAGGAUAAGAUAUCGCCUAAAGAACAAGAGUUACUUGAUGAAGUACAAAGAUUUGCUUUGGUAUCGAACUUUUUCUGGGGCAUGUGGUCAGUAGUUCAAGCAAAGAUGUCGAACAUUGAAUUUGGAUAUCUUGAAUACGCUUUCACAAGAUUCGACUCAUACAGAAGACAAAAGAAAAAACUUGGUUUGGAAUAAUUAAUACUUCGAAUUAUAUAGAUAAUCCGACUUGAUUAGGCAGGUAUUCCAAGGGAAAAAAGCACACAUACUUCCCCACAUGGAGAAAAUUGAAAAUCCUGGUGUUGGGGAUGGGGAAAGUUAUGGUCUUAUUUCCAGGGGUUGGGAAUCCCCUUAACCAGAGUUUCCGGGAGAGUGACUAUCCGAGAAAUACAUAUUUAUCACAGUAUUUAAACCAUAUUAUAAUUUUGUUUAACCCUGACACACGAAAAACAAUUCAGUUAUCAAUUCAGUGUACCCAUGUGUUCAUCAUAAUCGUACACAAUCUUUUAGCAGAUUGAACCUUUUUUAAGGGGAUAGAAAUAUUUACAAAUAUUUAAAAAGAACAUCGGUUCUGGAGCCGACUUUUGUCAAGGAUCUUUUAGUACCGCAAAAACUCAUGCACGUAAGGCGUACUCUUCAAUAACGAACUACAUCCUGUUAAACCAUUGUGAAAUUCUACAAUAUGUUUCCAUUUCAUUGCUAAAUUGUAAAAUAGUCCAUGGAUAAUUAUGUUUCUCAAUACGAUAAGAUAUUUCAAUUUUCAGGAUGUAGCCAACAGUGACACACUGAAUCACGCACAAGUCUGUUCCAGAAUCUUUAGAAUACCAUUUAUAUCAAGUAUAGUAGCACAUACCGGGCCACAGGUAUCUUAAGUAUAAAGGACAAAGAAAAGACCAGGGACGGAUCUAGCUUUUCGCUGAAGGGAGGGGGUAUCAGUGACAAACUGAAUCACGUACAAGUCUGUUCCAGAAUCUUUAGAAUACCAUUUAUAUCAAGUAUAGUAGCACAUACCGGGCCACAGGCAUCUUAAGUAUAAAGGACAAAGAAAAGACCAGGGACGGAUCUAGCUUUUCGCUGAAGGGAGGGGCUCUCAAUGACAAAGGGUGGGGAUUAUUUUUUUGGCUUUUAACAUUUGGCUUUAAAAAGAGCAUGUGCACUAAUCAGGGUUUUUCUAAAACAAGAAAUACUUUUUCAACUUAAUGCUACUCUAACUUCACCAUUUAUUGGUCAUGUUGUUAAAAAAAAUCGCAGCAAAAUAGAUGUGUAGGGGUGUGCAAUUUAGAAGAACACUCACCAUCUAUUUAACAUAACUAUUUCCUUUAGCAGCGUAAAGGGGGGCAUAAACCCUCCCCCUAUAACCGCUACUGAAGACUAUAAUAAACAGGAAAAUGGCGCAAAGGGCCAUGGUCCAAGAGAAGGGUCACCCCCCCCCCUUCUUACUAUUACCCAAGCUUCUCUGCGCGCUUCUCAUGGUCUCGCUGUUCUUCGCUAUAAAGCGCAUUGGCAGUAGUAGCAGAUGGUAAAUUUGUAUAACCGAGUUUUUAUAUGCAUGAGUUACUGACACAUAAUACAUAGUCAUGGUACAUUAUAUAUGGAUUUGUGGGAACUAAGUAGGGGGUUCUGGUUCUAAAGGAUUUUAAUUAAAUACCAUUUAAUAGAUGAUAAAUACGUUUUGCGAGGAUGUCUUUAAUACACACUAUUUACCGGCAAUUGUAGUCGUGAUAGGCUAUAUGUAAACUUGUGAAAACAAAUUUUAUAGUAAGAAAAUAACGUU